Messenger RNA from Toxoplasma gondii ME49, 2374 nucleotides. RefSeq names its product SAG-related sequence SRS43 (gene SRS43). Gene Ontology annotation, cellular component: membrane. The coding region runs from base 583 to 1740 and encodes 385 amino acids. NCBI's taxonomy places the organism in Eukaryota, Apicomplexa, Conoidasida, Eucoccidiorida, Sarcocystidae. The transcript has a single exon. The record is from RefSeq and is a predicted model, not a curated record.
ACUGCACACACCACGCAUAGCAGUUAUUAUCCCAACAGUCACUCCGUGUUUGCGGUUCAACCUUCAGAAGUUUAAGAGGGGAUUCUCUGGACUACCAAAAAAGAUGUAUUUCUUCCACUUUCGUUGCGACAACGGAUAUUGCGUGAGGGGAUCUGGAUUCGGCUUUAACCGCAAGGUAUGUAUCAGUGACCCGCUCGUAGUACAGUUCGACUUGGCCUCCCACCUUCGAAGACGAACAUCGGCAACUCGAAGCAUGACAAAAUCAACGUGAGCUAAUACAAAAGUCACUCUAUUUUCCAGAAGACACUAGUGUCUCCAUCCCCAGAAAGUACAAAGUUGUAGAAGAGGCCCUCCGGGGGACCCUUUGCUGCAGCUCCACACACGCCGGGGUCUCCAUGGCUUGUCGCUCGCACCUCGUCUUGGAGGCCCGAGCGCGUCACCCCCAACGGAUCAGACCUUCCAAAAGUCCCAGUCUUCCACAGUGUGGUCGAAGUACGAACUGUUUUACUCUUGAAGUUUGUGAUUCUUGAUUGUUCGCAGUCUACGAAGACUUAAGUCUGUGACUUGAUACGUUGUAACAACAUGAUGCAAGGCUCUCGCAUGCAGUGCCUGGGUUCCCAGAGCGCGGCUACGAUAUCACAGAUGUCUCCACGGAAAUGGCCACGCACUUUCCGGAUGGGACUGACUCUUAUGGUACUCUUUGCAGCCACGUCAACGCAAUAUGGCUAUUCCCCAUCUUCCACCAUUGGUGGAGCCCUGCCUUCCGCAGGAACCGCGGUUUCAGAUUGUGUCGCAGACACAAACAAGGGUACAACCACCUGCAAGUGCCUCAAAGAAGAUACCGCACCAAAACCCCUUUCGGCAACCAUGUCGGAAGACUUGAAUGUGCUGCAGGUGACCUGCGAAAAGGACCUAAAAUGCGCGCCCGACGACGCGAGCGGCCAGAAAGUAUGCCCGGAAAACACUACGAGUCUCGAUCAGUGCUGUACAACAUCCGCCGGAAGUGAUGCUUGCAUCAAUGUCAGCGAUAUUUUCGCCGGCUCCCAAAACGGCUUACAAUGGGAUAAAGACACAACCACCACACCCACUUCUACUACCAGGAAGCUGACAGUGCCCAAGGAGAGUUUCCCGUAUACUGACCGAAAGUUCGUUGUCGGUUGCUUAAAAAACACAAGGAACCCCGACCAGUGCAAAGUGACCGUAACAGUCACAGCGAGAGCAACUGCAAAGAAAGACCAGACGGUCACUUGCGCCUACGGAGCGAGCAGCAACGCAGAAGCUCAGACCAUCACUUUGAGUCCUUCUCAGAACAGUUUCACUCUGGUUUGCGGGACUGAAGGACAAAUUCUCCCAAGCACGUACACGAAGAACUUCUGCGUUAGCACAGACAAGGAUAUCACCACUGCAUGCGAACUGAAGGCGUACACUUCCAUCAUCGAAACCUAUCAUGAAACAUGGUGGAAGGAAACCGACGCAACAAAAGCGUACACACUCCAGAUUCCGCCGACGGAUUUCCCAGAGGAGGCAGCAAGUAUUGUGGUUGGGUGCCAAAAGAAAGCUGCUCAGUCUUCUAACGAGAGGGAUAACUCUAGCGAAACGCAUUCAUUGUCUGCUUGUCAAGUUAAAGUGACGAUUGAGGGUUCCCCAAAUAGUUCUGGGGCUGCAGCAAUGUCCGGCACAAAGGUGUCGCUGACUUUGACAGCCGUCGCCAUCAUUUCUGCGUUCGCACAUGCUAUGUGAAUGGACGACCUUUGCACGACUGCCUCUUGCGCUGUCUAAAUUUUAAGUGGCAUAUGCCUCAUUCUGCACCACUGCACUAGCAGUUCUGCCCUCGCGUGACAGUGUUUGGUUCCGAGGGUCAAACACAUCAUACCAGGGUCCCAAGUCUUGGUACCAUGAUUCGCGCCCUUCCACUCCCAAAUUACAAGCAGCAACAGCGAGGUCACUCUUCUCAUGUUUUUUGUCCGCUAAAGAAUUUACGGUGGCUCCCAUUGAUUGCUUCGAUUCCAGAUCUUCUCGGUCAGCAGGGAGUAGCCCUGCGCGUGGACAAAACAAACCAUUUGUGAUUUGUCUCAGUUUUUCCCAUUUGAUAAGCGUCUAACGAGAUCCUCAUGCAGCCAUGCAGGGCGUCUCAUGGUACUGGCUCGACGCUCGCCGAAAAGGAAAGCCUUUACCAUGUAAAAAACAUAUCCUGCUCUACGCUGAGGACUACGACGAUGAAUAGCUGGGGAACUCGUCUUUUUUGACAUGCGAGAAGCACGCCGAAAGAACGCUGCGGCUCGCCUUCUACGGUAGCCUGAACAACUACAACCUGUGAUGUCAGCGUGACGGGGAAGAGUCUAAAGCACAAAAACCCUUUUCAGAACGGUUUUCC